Messenger RNA from Tigriopus californicus, 1563 nucleotides. RefSeq names its product bcl-2-associated transcription factor 1-like. The record is from RefSeq and is a predicted model, not a curated record. Gene Ontology annotation, cellular component: exon-exon junction complex. Gene Ontology annotation, molecular function: mRNA binding. The transcript has 4 exons. Lineage: Eukaryota; Metazoa; Arthropoda; Copepoda; Harpacticoida; Harpacticidae. Bases 182 to 1462 code for a protein of 426 amino acids. Gene Ontology annotation, biological process: mRNA processing.
AGUGACUUCAGUCGAUAAAAACAAUCGAAGAGCGAGCAGGAAACAAGGCCAGAAAAGUAUCAUCAAAUCCAUGGACUGAGAUCGUGCCUCCUUCAUCGCCUGGAUUACCGGAUCUAUCGCAAUCUGUCCAUCAUUACCCGCACGACGGAUUGACGACGGAUUGUCCGCCCCGGUCACCAGGAUGCCCGAACACCGCCGUCGCCAUCGGUCCCGUUCUCCCGGAUCCUCCGCGGCAUCGCGGCUUGAAUCCCGAGCCCGUCGCCCGCAUUCCCCGCCUCGUAUGCGCUCGGACGACGCCCCACGCCCCCAGACCGGUCCCGGUCAUCCGGUGCCUCGACCGGUCGCCGUCUGGCCCGCGGCCAUCCAUCGCCGGCCGGCCCUCCCGGCCAAUGUGAGCCCGCAGGUCCAGAUUCGCCGACACGUUUCACCUGGGUUGUUGAAGCGGCGCACCCAAUAUCAGACCAUGUUUCGCCGGGACUUGGAGAGUCUGGAGCGCGGGCAAUACCGCGCUUUGGGCUCGAAGACGCGGGCUGAGCACGGCUUGAUCUUUGGUAGUAGCGAAUUUGGACCCGUGGAGGCGAAGGAACAACGCAAGAUUCAGAUCGAUAUCCGACGGAAUAUUCCCAGUCAUCGAAUCAGUACAUCACCCGUGCGCCGGAAACUCACGCGACCCGAAUCAUUGCGCAUCCCGCGCCGCCCAGAUGAAGGAGGCAAGCCGAUUUUCGAUCGCCCCGAGUUCCUCGAAUGUCUGGAGAGCGGUGCCAUUCAAGAGGAACGAACGGUCAAUAUGGUGGCCCCCUCGGCCGCCACUCAAUGGCCGCGCGGUCGUGAUCUUGACGCUUCGGACACACGCCCCGGGCUCCGAAAUCGAUCCCGUAGCCCGUUGCGCCAGCCGGACCUCCGUCGUCGCCUGGGCGAUACCAAUCCCCGCGAGUCCAUCCGUGAUCGCUUGGGCAGUAGUAGCCAUCCUACUCACAUGGAUCAGACUCGCUCGGAGCGGUCUCGUGUCCGCGACCGAUUGGGCGGCUCGAGCUUCCGCCAUCGAUCCCGCGGACGAGGUCUGGAUGAGGACGACGACCCGGCCAUUCUAGACCGAGAGGAAUUGGAACGUCAAAGACCCAUGGUCAAACCGUGGGACGUGAAUCCCGAAUUCGUUCCACGUGGUCGAAACUAUUUCGAGCACGAUGAUCGUGAAGGAGGUGGUGGCCAUCAAAACGAGACCAGUCGUUUUGACUCUCGUGGAUUUGGUGAUGGAGACCGCCGACGAUCCUCUCGUGGCGGUUUUGGUGGUCGCGGUCGGCGAGGGGGAGGCGAAGGACGAGGUGAUUGGUCCCGAGGCGGAGGUGACCGCAAUUUUAGUCGCCGAAAGAAUCGAGGAGGAUCCCCUGAUUGGAAGCACGACAAAUUUGCCGAAAUCAACCAAGAUGAUGAUGAUUCCCAUUUGGGCAUGGAUGAGGGCUGAAACGGAUGUCUAGUUCCAACCAUUUGUUUUGUGUGAGCGUUCCAUCUAGCAUUUUGAUUUGAUUCUCAUGGAGUUUGAAUAAAAUGAAACGCAAAAGCUGA